CCGCCGCCGCCGCCGCUCCCGGAGCCCCGCGAUGCUCCGCCGCCGCCUGCCCCUGCUCGGGCCCGGGCUGCUGCUGCUGCAGACGGUGUGUGCCGGGGGUCACAUCGCCAAGACCCUGGGGUACCUGGAGCUGGGCACCUCCGGCCUCCUCAAGGACGUCCCCUAUGGCACCCUGAAGCCCCCAGCGCUCGACCCCGGGCGGCUGAUUCCCGCAGAGCCCCCCCGGGGCGCGGGGAUGCCCGCGGGCGCCGGCAGGAGCCCCUGGGACUGGCAGAAGAACCAGACGGCCGGGGAGCCGCCGAGCCCCCGCGCCCACCGCAAGCCCACCCUCAAGUCCAGCCGCACCAAGAAGAUCUUCGGCUGGGGAGACUUCUACUUCAACAUCAAGACGCUCAAGUUCAGCCUCCUGGUGACGGGCAAGAUCGUCGACCACAUCAACGGCACCUUCAGCGUCUACUUCCGACACAACUCCUCCAGCCUGGGCAACGUCUCCGUCAGCAUCGUGCCCCCCUCCAAGGCGGUGGGUUUCGAGGUGCUGGUGCCCGGCCCCCCCCAGCUCCCGCGCCCGCCGCCGCCCCCCCAGCAGAGCACCCUGCCCGAGGGGCGCCCGGCCAAGGCGCUCAACUGCCACGUGGAGUACGAGAAGACGAACCGGGCGCGCAAGAACAAGCCGUGCCUGUACGACCCGUCCAAGGUGUGCUUCACGGAGCACACGCAGAGCCACGCGGCCUGGCUCUGCGCCAAGCCCUUCAAGGUCAUCUGCAUCUUCAUCUCCUUCCUCAGCAUCGACUACAAGCUGGUGCAGAAGGUCUGUCCCGACUACAACUUCCAGCACGACAACCCCUACUUCGGCUGACGGCCCCGCAGCGGGAGGUGGGGGGAAGGGGGCUGGGGGUGGUGCUGCGUCCCCUUCACGGCUGCUCGGUGUCCCCCAUGACCCCCACACCAGCCCCCCCUUCGUCAUUGGAGCAUCUCUGUGCUGUGUUAUGGGACAGCUGGUGCUGGGGGUCCAGCCCCCCACCCAUUGAGACCCUCCCCACCCACUGAAACCCCCUCACUGCGGCACCCCUGCGCCCUACUGGGGUACAACUGGUGCUGGGGGUCCCGGCCCCCCCUACCCACUGAAAUCCCAUCACUGCAGCUCAGGGGGUGCAGGCACGGAGCCCCCCCAUGCUGGGGGCUGGGGCCCCCCGGGUGUGGGGAUGAACUGGGGGGUUCCACCCCAUGUGAUGGCACCUCCGGGGUGUCACGGGGGGCAGGUCAGGGUGCUGAGGGGGGCUCUCAGUCCUCACCCCAUACACUGGGGGGGCUUUUGUCCUCUGCAGUCCUACAGCCCUGCACGUGUGUGUGUGCAAGGGUCCACCUAGGUAUUUUGGAGCCCCCCCAACACUGGCCCUGCUCCAGUGCCACAACUGAGCCCCCGGUGUCCCAUGGACCACCCCCCUCCAUGGGGGACCCUUCCAUGUGUGCAGCCCCCCCAUCCCACGCCAUGAAGAAGUGCCAUGCAGGGGUCAGGGACGCGGUGAGGAGGGCAGGGGAGUCCCCAGGGGCUGCUCCGUCCCUCCCUCGGGAAGGGGCUUCUUCAUCAUUUUUUUUUAAAGAAAAUUAAAAAUGAAAAAAAAAAGUGGAAAAUAAA
This is a messenger RNA of Myiozetetes cayanensis, 1636 nucleotides long. It is a transcript of the gene NXPH4, whose product is annotated as neurexophilin 4. The record is from RefSeq and is a predicted model, not a curated record. NCBI's taxonomy places the organism in Eukaryota, Metazoa, Chordata, Aves, Passeriformes, Tyrannidae. Gene Ontology annotation, molecular function: signaling receptor binding. Bases 32 to 856 code for a protein of 274 amino acids. The transcript is spliced from 2 exons.